AUCCCUUUUCAUUCCAUGUCCUUAAACCUUAUACUACUGUUCCUUUUCUUGCUGCUUAUAAGUUCACGUAAGAAUAUAUAUACAAGUUUUUUCUUCUUUUUUAUCGUUGCACGUUGGGAGCCAAAAAGCCUUUUAUUCUUGCGCUAUUCAUGAAUAAUGUUCAAAGCCUUUUAAUUCUUGUUUUGUUUAUCUAAGUUCUAACCUUCUGGGCUUAGUUCUUUUCUCCAAUCAUCGGGUACUACUGCGCAUAUGUUUAUCCUUGAUUGGAGAUCGCUCGGAUUAAUGUCUUCCAUGUGCCGGAAAAGGUCGUCAUGCAUGAAAGUCUUUCGCGCGGCAGUGGAUAGGCUGAUGUGCCGCAAACAAUUGUGGUUAGCCGUCUUAAUCUCUUUUCUUUUGUGGUUCUUAUUGCUUUGCUUGUAUCAUUCAGCUCCGAUGGUUGGACAGCCGGGGGUCACCUUGUCUGAUGUUAGCUCUGCGGCCGAUUCUGUCAAUUUCGGAGGCUCUAAUUUCGUUCUUUCGUCCGGAUAUUCCAAUGAAAGUGUCAACAUGUUGCCUAAAAUGAGUAUUACUACUGAGGAUUCCUCAAAGCCUGUUAAAGAUAUGGCUGUCAGAGAGAUUGGGGUAGAAAACAUGGACGCAGUAAAAUCAUGGUAUAAUCCUUUCAACAAUUUUUCUGCCCGAGAUAAUGGGUAUGAAGGUUUUGAUCAUGUAUUGGUUUACGAUACAGAAGUGCACACAAAUGAUCAAACGAACCUUGCAGAGAAGGAAACUCAGUCUGUUAACAGGGUUUCUGGUUCAGAGAAUGAAGGAGAGUCAGAUCAUGAUGGAGGAGUGGAUAUUAGUCUGACUAUGCUUGAACCAGUGGCUUCACUUUCUAUAGGGGAGAGCAAAAGUGAGAAAAUUACCAAAGGUUCAGAGAACGGCAUAGAUGUGGAUUCUCAGCUUGGUUCCUGCUCGGGUAGAUACAUCUAUGUGCAUGAUCUUCCAAGCCGGUUCAAUGAAGACUUGCUCAAGCAUUGCAGGUCACUCAGUAAUUGGACUGAUAUGUGUCUUUUUACAUCAAACAUGGGUCUUGGUCCUCAUCUUCCCAAUUUUGGAAGGGUUUAUUCAGAAACCCAUUGGUUUGCAACAAACCAAUUCUCUUUAGAAGUUAUCUUUCACAACAGAAUGAAACAGUACGAGUGCUUGACAAAUGACUCUUCAUUGGCUUCUGCAAUCUAUGUGCCAUAUUAUGCAGGCCUGGAUGUAGCUCGCUACCUUUGGUAUUCAAACACGUCAAUGAGAGAUGCUGCUUCUCUUGAACUUGUCAAGUGGCUUAGAGAAAAACCAGAGUGGAAGAAAAUGUGGGGUAGAGAUCAUUUCCUAGUUGUGGGAAGGAUAACUUGGGAUUUCAGGAGGUUCGGGAGUAAGGAUUCAGAUUGGGGUAAUAAGCUUAUGUUCUUGCCGGAGUCGAGGAAUAUGACAAUGUUAGCAAUUGAAUCAAGCCCUUGGAACAACAAUGAAUUUGCAAUACCUUAUCCAACAUACUUUCAUCCUUCAACUGACAAUGAAGUGUUUCAAUGGCAAAACAGAAUGAGGAGGCAGAAAAGACGGUAUUUCUUCUCGUUUGCCGGUGCCCCGAGGCCAAAUCUUCAACAUUCCAUUCGUAAUGAGAUAAUUGAUCAGUGCCAGGCUUCAAGGAGGAAAUGCAGGUUAUUGGAAUGCAGUGAACAUUCGAACAAGUGUUACAAGCCGUUUUAUGUGAUGAAAAUGUUCCAAAGUUCUGUGUUCUGCUUGCAGCCUACAGGGGAUUCAUUCACCAGGCGUUCUACUUUUGAUUCAAUUUUGGCAGGGUGUAUUCCAGUUUUCUUUCAUCCAGGUUCAGCUUAUGUUCAAUACCUAUGGCAUUUACCAAGAAAUUAUACCAGUUACUCUGUGUUCAUACCGGCAGAUGAUGUGAAAAAUGGCAAAGACAGUAUUGAAAAGAUACUGCUACGAAUUCCGAAGGUCAAGGUGAGAGCCAUGAGAGAGAAAGUUAUUAGGCAGAUUCCAAGAGUAAUAUAUGCCGAUCCAAGAUCGAGAUUGGAGACCGUUGAAGAUGCAUUUGAUACUACAGUUAAGAGAGUUAUUGAAAGAGUAGAGAGAAUUAGGAGGGAGAUGAAAGAGGGGAGGAAUACUAGUUUUGGUUUUGCAGAACAAUUUAGUUGGAAGUAUAACUUGUUUGGGUCAAUGGAGGAGCAUGAAUGGGAUCAUUUCUUUAUAACAACAUAGAAUUUUCCUAGUAGAAAGAAAAUUAGAGAAAAGACAACAAACAGGACACGUUUGUAGUUUGAACAUAUGAUUUUAGUCAAUGUUCUUAUGCAGAGACAUGGAUGUUCUCCUACUCUUCUGUUUGUUUUAUUCAGUGGGUUGCCUAUGAUUUUUUGUUUUAUCAUAUGUUUCU
Juglans regia (Persian walnut) is the source of this 2422-nucleotide messenger RNA. Its product is annotated as xyloglucan galactosyltransferase MUR3-like. The record is from RefSeq and is a predicted model, not a curated record. NCBI's taxonomy places the organism in Eukaryota, Viridiplantae, Streptophyta, Magnoliopsida, Fagales, Juglandaceae. Bases 250 to 2250 code for a protein of 666 amino acids. The transcript has a single exon. Gene Ontology annotation, molecular function: glycosyltransferase activity.